AUGUUUCCAACAAAUUUACCGCAGGUUAUAGAUGUCAAAGACGAGGCAUUCAUUCCCACGUGCAUCGAGGCGCCCUCCUCAAACCCGAUUCUAUGGAUGGUCAUGGGAGCAUCCACUUCACAAAGCAAAGACUCCAUGCCCGUUGCCCGAGUGAGGGCAAUAUCGGAAUUUAGCACAAAAAACGGGCCAUUGAUUGUGUUGGACAAUCAUGAGAUACCGGGGUCCGAGCCCUUGCUUGAAGAACUGCAAGGUAAAAUCUCGAUUGGGGAAGAGGCGUUUUCUACUGCAGCCGAGGCCGUUAAAACGGCCUUGCGUAAUUUGUUGAUUAAAAAACAAUACUCAACCGAGAGGCGCGAGUUGAGAAAGAAAGGAAGAAACGACAAGAAGAAUCAAAUGAUAGAUGAUGAUAUUAUGAUUAAUGCCCUGUUGAGGCUUACAUUCACCAGAAGCUUCAAGACUUCCUCAAGACAAUUUAAUCACAAAAUCAAAACAUAA
This is a messenger RNA of Striga asiatica, 495 nucleotides long. NCBI's taxonomy places the organism in Eukaryota, Viridiplantae, Streptophyta, Magnoliopsida, Lamiales, Orobanchaceae. The record is from the annotation of a GenBank genome assembly.